GUUGGUAGCUCUGCUUUGCUGGACUCGCAAAAUUCAGAACCUCGCUGCUGUCGGUGGUUUCUUGUAUUUGUCACUUGUUGACUUUCUUCCCUUUGAAGAUAUCCUUGAUUUGCAUUGCAUUCGGCCUCAAUCACACAAUACACCCACAUCAUGGACCAGCCUUAUGACGACGGUUUCAUUGAGGAGCAGGAGGAGCAGGAGGAGGAGCGGACAGAGGAGAAGGUGAUCAACGAAGAAUACAAAACAUGGAAGAAAAACGCACCAUUCCUUUACGACAUGAUCCUCAGCACCGCGUUAGAAUGGCCGACUCUUACGACACAAUGGCUGCCCGAUAAGCAAGAGAUUCCGGACAAGCCGUAUUCGACACAUCGCCUGCUGAUUGGCACCCACACGUCGAGCGAUGCACCCAACUAUUUGCAGAUUGCCCAGGUCCAACUUCCGAACCCGAGCGCCCCUAACCCCGAUGACUACGAUGAGGAACGCGGGGAAAUUGGAGGGUAUGGUGGCAGCUCCAAGAAGGCUCCAAUGGAGAUCAAGUUCAACAUUGUGCAGAAGAUCGAUCACAAGGGGGAGGUGAACAAGGCACGAUACCAACCACAGAACCCCAAUGUAAUCGCCACCAUGUGCACCGAUGGACGAGUGAUGAUCUGGGACCGCUCGAAGCACCCUAGCUUGCCCAGUGGAACUGUCAACCCUCAGAUGGAGCUCCUCGGUCACACGCAGGAAGGAUUUGGUUUGAGCUGGAGCCCUCACUCUGCGGGACAUCUGGUUACCGGUAGCGAGGACAAGACUGUUCGCCUUUGGGAUUUGACGACCUUCCAGAAGGGCAACAAAGCGCUCAAGCCCGCCAGAACCUACACCCAUCACACAUCGAUUGUCAAUGAUGUCCAAUACCACCCUCUUCACUCUUCCCUCAUUGGCACGGUGUCUGAUGAUAUCACCCUUCAAAUCCUUGACAUCCGUGAGCCCGAGACGAACCGUGCGGCGGCCGUUGCGGACGGCCAGCAUCGUGAUGCCAUCAACUCGGUCUCCUUCAAUCCCGCUGCUGAAACCGUCCUGGCCACCGGGUCUGCGGACAAAACGAUCGGUCUCUGGGACCUGCGCAACCUCAAAUCGAAGCUUCACUCCCUUGAAGGCCAUAGCGACUCGGUCACAACCAUCUCGUGGCAUCCGUUUGAGGAGUCCGUGUUGGCGAGCGCAAGCUACGAUCGAAAGAUCAUGUUCUGGGAUCUUAGCCGGGCCGGCGAGGAGCAAACCCCCGAGGAUGCACAGGAUGGGCCACCUGAGCUUCUCUUCAUGCAUGGCGGCCACACUAACCGGAUCUCCGAUUUCACCUGGAACCUUAAUGACCCAUGGGUCCUCUGUUCGGCUGCCGAAGACAACCUUCUACAGGUCUGGAAGGUCGCUGAUGCGAUUGUCGGUAAGGAUUUGGAGGACGUGCCGACCGAAGAGCUGGAGCCAUAAGAUAGUCUUCGAUGGAGAGGCGUUGAAAGGAUUUGAUGCAUAUGCCAUGGUUGGACUUGUUUACUGUAUGAAUGUAUUGCAAAAAUGAUUUCUAUACCAAAAAUACGGUUUUUCCUAUGUCGAUGUAGACAUCUUGCUAUACAGCUCGGAGGUUAU
Messenger RNA from Aspergillus candidus, 1620 nucleotides. RefSeq names its product WD repeat RBAP46/RBAP48/MSI1 family protein. NCBI's taxonomy places the organism in Eukaryota, Fungi, Ascomycota, Eurotiomycetes, Eurotiales, Aspergillaceae. Gene Ontology annotation, cellular component: Rpd3L-Expanded complex; nucleus; cytoplasm. The record is from RefSeq and is a predicted model, not a curated record. Bases 151 to 1464 code for a protein of 437 amino acids. Gene Ontology annotation, molecular function: histone binding. Gene Ontology annotation, biological process: regulation of gene expression. The transcript is spliced from 6 exons.